UUAAAAAGGCGCCAGGAAGCCAGAGGCUGGCGUGCAGAUGAGGAUUACGAAGUCGUGCUCGUCAGACGCGGUGCUGUUCACCUGGAAUAGGCUACCUGAAGCUCCCCAAUGACGCGCAGCUGCAUCAACUUAUCAACACUGUUGCAUGUCUUCACGGCUGACAUGUCGGCCCCUGUGGCCUAGUCCGUAGGUUUAUGUUUCAAAUAGGCUAAGAUCGGUUUCUGUUGAUUCGGAGCCCGGAGUGCCAUAAACUCGAAAUACACGCCACGGUCCCCUCAAGAAGAUGCUACUUGAAGCGCAAUGAUGCACGGAACUCGGAGGAUUUCGUGAUCAGGAUGACAUUUGGUUGAGACUCUCGUGGGCCGAAACACAGAACAAACUCUCUAAUUUUUCUUGCGGCAAGAAGCUGCAUCAAGAUCCGACCUCAGCCGAACUAGACUCUCGGUUUUCAGUCUCGGUUCAGGGAGGAUGGCCGCGAUCGCCAGCUCCCUGAUCCGGCAGAAACGCCAGGCGAGGGAGUCGAACAGCGACCGGGUCUCUACUUCGAAACGUCGCCCCAGCCCCAGCAAAGACCCCCGCUCUCUCUGCGAGAGGCAUUUCUUGGGGGUCUUCAGCAAAGUCCGUUUCUGCAGUGGCAAGAAAAGACCCGUUCGGCGGCGACCAGAGCCGCAGCUGAAAGGCAUCGUGACACGACUGUUCAGCCAGCAGGGCUUCUACCUGCAGAUGCAGCCGGAUGGAACCAUCGACGGCAGCAAGGACGAGAACAGCGACAACACCCUGUUUAAUCUUAUUCCUGUGGGUCUGAGAGUGGUGGCCAUCCAGGGGGUGAAGAGUGGCUUCUACAUUGCUAUGAAUGGCGAGGGCAUGCUCUACAGCUCGGAGAUGUUCACACCGGAGUGUAAGUUCAAGGAGUCUGUUUUCGAGAACUACUAUGUGAUCUACUCGUCCACUGUGUACCGUCAGCAGGAGUCGGGCCGAGCCUGGUUCCUUGGCCUCACUAAGGAGGGGCAAGUCAUGAAAGGCAAUAGGGUCAAGAAGACUAAGCCCUCAUCACACUUUGUGCCCAGGCCCAUAGAAGUUUGUAUGUACAGGGAGCCGUCACUGCAUGAGAUAGAGGACAAGCACCGCUCCAGAAAGAGCUCAGGGACUCCCACCAUGAACGGAGGGAAAGCUGUCAAUCAGGACUCCACAUAGCAGCAAAGGGAGGGGCUUCCAGCAGGGGGGGGAGUGGCCUCAUCCUGACUCAGGGGGAGGGUCCAUAGGAAAACUCACCGCCCCCCAAAAUACAUACCACCACCCCCUCUGAAAAAAAAGAGGGCGUUGCGAAGACAACGAGGAGCUAUUACUGUACACCCAAGACAACAAAAACAAAAACUGAACUCUUGCCUGUGAAAACCUUUUAGAUGAAUUAAUAUGAAACCAGAGGAUAUCUAUAUAUGAAAAAAAAAUAUUUUCAAUCAGGACUUGACCAACAUUUUAUGCAAAAAAAAGAAAAAGCUGUGAUAAACAAAGGAAUGGUGGUCUCUCUUCACACAAAUACAAAUAUCUAUCAUUUCCAAUUUAUGCUGUGAAAAACAAGCUUUAAUACAUGUUCAAUUUUCAUACAUUGAGGGUUUUUUUUAAUGCUAUUGCACUCUCAACUGCUUUAUUGUGUUAUUGCUGUCAGUAAUAACUAUAUCAUUAUCAUCACUAAUCAGUUGCUCUUAUCAUCCCAGUUACUAUCAUGGUUAUUCUGGCUUUCUUUUGUUUUUGAAACGUAAGAAAGUAUUUCUUUUCAAUUACUCCUGUUUUUUCUCUCACAGUUUGAAAUUGAAUGCACUGUCACACUACCUGUUCUGGUGUGAGGGUAAGACUGAAUGUAUUUGAUAGUUCUCUGUGUUGGACUCCAAAUGUAACGGAGUGCUUAGGGUGGGAUGUAAUUUACUCAGGUGUGUAGCCUACUGCAAGUUAGACUAAUGAGACUAUUAGGAUAGAUAGGGCUGUUUGAAAUACACUGACAUGGCUUCCCUUAUGUUAUCCUGCUACAACAGGACAAGACUGAUACAAGCAAUAUAGUAGAGAGGAGUCUAGUAUGUCUCUAAAUAAUACUAAUAACAAGCUGACAACACAUCUCUGUGGUUGGUGUGUUUGCCAGUAGAGAAGACUGACAAAGAAAGUUGUAUGAGCGGGUCAAAGUCUAAAUCAAAGGAAAACUGUGCUGAUAUAGCUUCUGUAUACUCUCAACAUUUGCAAGGACUAUUAGGUUUUAGGUAAGGAGAUGUCCAAACUUGUCUAAAAUGGCAAUGAAUAGUAUUCUCUCCAAAAGCUGAGAGGAAAAUAUUGACCAGCAUCAGCACUAUGAGCCACGGCCAAAAGCGGUCACUUCACAUUUGCACCUCAAGCAACACAGGCCCCUUUCUCUGCUGUUAGCUAGGCUAUAACAACAACUCUCCAAAUAUAACUAUAUAACAGUAUUCAUGCUUUUGAACUAUAUGGACAAAUCAUGAAAUAACUCUUGAUAAAAGACUUCUGCUGUUGUCAAGACAUUCUGUUACUUUUAUUGUAAAAACAUUACAGAUUUCUCAGCACUGGUGGACAGGGUUCUUGACUGUUUAAUAAUCCACUGACUUGACCUAUUGAUAAUUUCAAUGUAAGGUAACAAUCAUUAAGACUUUCCCCAUCAUAAUGGAAGCAGAGCCUCUUACUGAGAGAACCAGUUCAUCUGGAUUUAGCCAAGUUCGAGGAAGGAUGUCCGACCAUCCCAGUGAAAGCAUGUCACUGUUUGUUUUCUCUGACAUGGUAACCCAUACGGUCUCCAUCCCUCCUGGUUUUGUGGGCCAAAUGAGCCAUUUGAUGCAUUGUGGAGGAAAGCUUCUCUUUCAUAAAUCAACAUGUUGACAGGGCUGUAUAAAUAAGGUGAAUUGACUGGUACAACGUGCACGCUGUGUACACUGCAUAGCUCAUUCCUAAUCCCCAAGUAGUUUGUCUAACUCAGGAAGUCCUACAGUUGUUCUGUGAAUGGGGCCAGACGUAAAGGCUGACCGCUUGUUGUCCAGCACCCGUUGCACAAAGCCUGGCCACCGGUGUGGUGUUUAAGAAGGUCGGGAUGGGGUCUAUGGUGUUUUUAUCAUUAAAGACUAUGUACAGCUAAGCCUAGUCAGGUUAGGAAUGUUGAAAAGGGGAUUAGAGGAGGCAAGAGAAAGCAUGAACAUCGCAUGACUGUAAAAGUUGAUGUAAGCUUGGUUUGAUUUUGGGGUGAGAGCAACUAAAAGAUUGUUUCAAAUUUGGGGAGAAUAGGUCCAAGACUUUUUUAUGCAACAUUAUGAUCAGUAUUUCAGCGAGAGUUUAUACAGCUCUCCUGUAUCUGGUUGGAAAUCGUAUGCUAGGUUGGUGGUAUGUACAGUAAAUAGCACACAUUCAGUUGCACAGAGCAAAUCGCAGUGAUAUUUCAUCAUGGAUCUGGGAGGUUCUUCCACCUGGGGCCCUGAUCCAUCGCUGGUGCAAGUUACCUGCAAGAGCUAACAGUAGAUUAGUUCAACUUCCACAGCACCUACAGCAUAACAGUGAUACUUACAGUAUAUUAGAUGUGACGCUGAAAGUCAACAGGCAAGACCAGCAUAUAUAUCUUUUUUAUAGAGGUUUAUAUUGGUGCAAAUGAGAUACAUGUGGACUUAAAGCAAUGCAUGAAAUUGGAUGUACUCGAUGUCAGCCGUUGACAGCAGAAUGAGAGGAUUUGAGAAAGAGAUGAAUAAAAGCAAGGACGUAAAAAUAGCUGAUGUGAGAAAGCAGUAAAGGAGAGCACUUUUGGUGGGUUUGCCGAUGUAUGAAAGGGUGAGCAAAGGCUUUGGUUGUAUGUGGUAUCAAGUAUAAUUUAUUACUUUUAUGUUUGCAGAUGAUUUCACUGCAUUGGAACACACUCAUAUAUGCAUUAUGAAUUGUGAGAUGAAAUUAAAAAUAUGCAUUGAUAAUAAAAAUCAGAAUGAAGUUAGUGAUUGUUUAAGAAUAAAGACUAUGUUAUCAAAAACUUUCA
Toxotes jaculatrix (banded archerfish) is the source of this 4009-nucleotide messenger RNA. RefSeq names its product fibroblast growth factor 12a (gene fgf12a). The coding region runs from base 469 to 1194 and encodes 241 amino acids. The transcript has 5 exons. The record is from RefSeq and is a predicted model, not a curated record. Gene Ontology annotation, biological process: regulation of cell migration; positive regulation of gene expression; fibroblast growth factor receptor signaling pathway. Gene Ontology annotation, cellular component: cytoplasm. Gene Ontology annotation, molecular function: growth factor activity; fibroblast growth factor receptor binding. Lineage: Eukaryota; Metazoa; Chordata; Actinopteri; Toxotidae.